GUUUGUUUUGGUUAAAAAUCGUCGUAAAAAGAGGGAAUUUUUGUACUUUUUUCAACUAGUUCCUGAUAAAGAUAACGGCGAUAAGAACAAAUUCAAGUUAUUUACAUCUCCCGCAGUCUGACCAGUAAGAAAGAUUCUUCCUUUUCCGUGUUUUUUAUCCAAAAAGGAUCUUUUACAAGCUCCGGAAAUCAAUCAGGCAACUCACAAUUACCGCGAGAGAGUAUAGAAAUCCCCUGACGAGAUUCGGGAAUCCAUCGCAAACCUCUCUGAAAUCACCACAGCACGAUCUCCUGCAAAUAAGAUUGUGAAAAGACAAAAGCUUAUCCAGUCCGUAAUCAUGGAAGAACAAGUGGAUUUUGUUCUGGAUAAAGUCAUGGAGGAGGCCGGAAACGUUGGUUGCGUAUUGGCAAACAAUCAAGGACUUUGUCUUGGCACGAGAGGAGUCGGAUCAGAACAUUCCGCUGGGAUUAUUGUGGCAAUUUUGGAUUUGGCCUCGAAGCUGGACCCCAAAUGUAAUGUUCCAGUUGUUUCGUUGGAGUCGAAUGAAAGGAUCUGUUUAAUUCACAAGCAGGGCGUAACGGGUGCAAUCAUUAAGCAGAAAUAAGUUUAACUUCAGCAACUUCCUCUCAUCAGUUUACUAGUUCUAACAUAUAAAAAACCAGCAAUUUCCCAAAUCAAUGAUCAAAUAAAGAUUUUUACGUUACAUUU
Molecule: messenger RNA, 708 nt
Organism: Anopheles darlingi
Lineage: Eukaryota; Metazoa; Arthropoda; Insecta; Diptera; Culicidae
Gene: Lamtor5
Exons: 6
Coding region: 338-604 (88 amino acids)
Biological process (GO): cellular response to amino acid stimulus; positive regulation of TORC1 signaling
Cellular component (GO): cytoplasm; Ragulator complex; lysosome
Molecular function (GO): guanyl-nucleotide exchange factor activity
Source: RefSeq, a predicted model, not a curated record